This is a messenger RNA of Acanthochromis polyacanthus (spiny chromis), 2494 nucleotides long. RefSeq names its product scavenger receptor cysteine-rich type 1 protein M130-like. The transcript has 9 exons. Gene Ontology annotation, cellular component: membrane. The record is from RefSeq and is a predicted model, not a curated record. Bases 47 to 2494 code for a protein of 815 amino acids. Lineage: Eukaryota; Metazoa; Chordata; Actinopteri; Pomacentridae.
AUAAAGACAUUAAAGGAGGAAAUAAGUUCAGUAUGCAGCCGCCGACAUGGACCUCAGAGCUCUGACGCUGUUUCUGGGUUUGUGCAGCUCAGUGAGUCCUGCUGAGGUCCGGCUGGUCGGAGGUCCGAGUCCCUGUUCUGGCAGACUGGAGCAGCAGCGUCAGUCGGACUGGGAACCAGUGAGGGACCAGAACCUGGACUGGAACCUGACGGCAGCAGAUCAGGUCUGCAGGAGGAUCAGCUGUGGUUCUGUGGUUUCACUCAGGAGAACUGUGGACCAGGAACCUCCACAAGACUUGGUCACCAGAGAUGAGUCCAGAGCUGAAGGAACUGCAGAACCGCCCCCCUUCAGAGUGGAGAUCACCUGCUCAGACUCAGUCAGGCUGGAGAACCAGACUCACCUGUGUUCAGGUAGACUGCAGGUGAAGUGGAACCAGGUGUGGUCCUCAGUGUGUUCAGAUGGAUUUGACCUGCAGGAUGCUGAGGUGGUCUGCAGGGAGCUGGACUGUGGUUCUCCUUCAGGGUUUAAGGGCAAACUCUAUGGAGAAGCUCCAGAGUGGAGCCCAGAGUUCCGGUGUGGAGGCCAUGAGUCUGCUCUGCUGCAGUGUGAGCACUCAGAUAGAAACACCUGCUCACCUGGAACCUCCGUCACACUCACCUGCUCAGGUCCAGAUUGGUUACGGUUGGUUGAAGGAUCCGGCCGGUGUGACGGCACUCUGGAGGUGAGAAACUGGGAUGAAUGGAGACCAGUGGACGAUCUGUACUGGGACCUGUGUAGUUUGGAUGUCAUUUCUGCAAAUAUUGAACCUUCUCAUCUUUUGUCUCCUCCUGCAGACUCUGUGAGGCUGCAGUUUGGGACUCACCUGUGUUCAGGUAGUCUGGAGGUGAAGUGGAACCAGGUGUGGUCCUCAGUGUGUUCAGAUGGAUUUGACCUGCAGGAUGCUGAGGUGGUCUGCAGGGAGCUGGGCUGUGGUUCUCCUUCAGGGUUUAAGGGGAAACUCUAUGAAGAAGCUAGAAAAGGGAUCCCAGAGUUCCGGUGUGGAGGCCAUGAGUCUGCUCUGCUGCAGUGUGAGCGCUCAGAUAGAGACACCUGCUCACCUGGAACCGCCGUCACACUCACCUGCUCAGACCCUGAUGAUGUUCGGUUGGAGGGAGGAGCUAGCCGUUGUGCUGGAAGACUGGAGAUGAAACAUGACGGAGUCUGGAGAGCGAUGAAAAUCCAAAACCCUGACUGGAACCUGAACUUGGCGGCUGUGAUCUGUGGACGGCUGGACUGUGGUCCUGCAGUCUCAGCAGUAAACAGACCAGAAUAUUCCCAGGAAGAUGCUUGGUGGAUCAGUCCCUACUGCCCUCUUUCUGCUCUGAAGCAAUGUCUGACAGUGAAUCAUUCACAGAUCUCUGACAGCUUGGAAGUCACCUGCUCAGACUCUGUGAGGCUGGUGGGUGGGACUCACCUGUGUUCAGGUAGACUGCAGGUGAAGUGGAACCAGGUGUGGUCCUCAGUGUGUUCAGAUGGAUUUGACCUGCAGGAUGCUGAGGUGGUGUGCAGGGAGCUGGACUGUGGUUCUCCUUCAGGGUUUAAGGGGAAACUCUAUGGAGAAGCUCCAGAGUGGAGCCCAGAGUUCCGGUGUGGAGGCCAUGAGUCUGCUCUGCUGCAGUGUGAGCACUCAGAUAGAAACACCUGCUCACCUGGAACCGCCGUCACACUCACCUGCUCAGACCACGUGAGGCUGGUGGGAAACAGCAGCACCUGUGCAGGUGAGCUGCAGAUGAAGGUCCGUGGAGAGUGGAGGCCCGUGUUGGACGAGGACUACUACUGGAACCAGAACUGGACAUCAGCAUCGGCAGUGUGUUCUCAGCUCGGAUGUGGUUCUAUUGUGACUAGGAAUAUAGAGGAAACUGGAUCAAAGAGACCUGUGUGGUAUAUCAAGUCCUCCUGCUUCCAGUCGGCUGUUUCCCUUCAGGACUGUCUGGUUCUGAACGAUGUGACUGAAAAUGCCUGGAGUGACGAGGUGAUCUGUUCAGAUCUGCUGGUUCAACCAAACAUCUCCGUGUCUGCGUCCCAUGAUGAAGUCCAGCAGCAGACGGUCCGGGUCCUCUUGGGCUCCAACUUCAGCAUCAUCUGCUCCACCAGGCCUCAGUAUCCAGGAGGUUCCUUCCAGCUCGUCUUCAACUCCUCCAGCUCAACGCUCAACUACGUCCUUCCAGCCAUCACACAUUCAGCCGUUUUCCUGUUUCCUGCUGCAGAAGGCCUCCACAGAGGGACGUACACCUGUAUUUACCACCUCAACGUUUUCGACUAUAACUUCUCCUCCACCAGCCGACCCAUCUAUCUCAUCCCCUCAGGUAGCUUCAGAGUCCAGGAGGGGAACAGAAGUUCUACUUUCUGCUCAGACAGACCUCCUCAGGCUUAUUGGUGUCUUUAUUCCAGUCCAAAGACAGACACUGUGGUGAUUUUAUUCAUGCAAACGCCAAACCUGGACUGCAUUUUCUAA